ACACUGCUGAAAAUUCAUGUGCGCGUUUAGUGUCUCUGACUCUGCGAGAAUAAAGACAGAGAGAGAGAGAGAUGGGGAGGAGUCCAUGUUGCUCCAAGGAAGGACUCAACCGAGGAGCCUGGACGGCCAUGGAAGACAGAAUUCUCACAGCUUAUGUUACAGCUAAUGGAGAAGGCAAAUGGAGGAAUCUCCCCAAGAGAGCUGGUUUAAAGAGAUGUGGUAAGAGCUGUAGACUUCGAUGGUUAAAUUAUUUAAGACCAGAUAUCAAGAGAGGUAACAUAUCCCAUGACGAAGAAGAACUCAUUAUCAGGCUCCAUAAGCUUCUUGGUAACAGAUGGUCUCUUAUCGCUGGAAGGCUCCCUGGGCGAACAGACAAUGAAAUCAAGAACUAUUGGAACACUACUCUGAGGAAGAAAGCUAGUGCUCAGUCAACUUCGCCACAAUCCAACUAUUCUAGACAGAAAAGGCUAGCCACUGAACCCAACAGCUCACCACAGCCAGCCAAAGUCAUCCGCACCAGGGCCACUAGGUGCACCAAAGUCCUUAUCCCAUCACAGUCUCCACCUCUUCUGCCUGAAUUUCACCCUAGUCAAGAUUUGGAUUCUUCUCCACCACUCCACUGUGGAGCAGUUACUAAUGAGGAGGUUGAUCAGGAUUUAGAUUUGUUGAAUUUUCUCGACUGCCGUGGAUUUCAAGACAGCCAUGGAGAUGGUGCUCUACUGGACUUCCAAAGCAAGGACUUAGCCUUGGAGGAUCCCCCAAUGUUCAAGGACUUGGCCAACACUGCUUCUCUCGAGGAUAAUGCCAAUUUGGACCUUGAUUCCCUAGUAUAUUUGCUUGAUUCGGAGGAAUGGCCACUGCACUGAUAGCUUUAUUUAGAGAAAAUAUUUAUUAUAAUAUAGAAAAAAACAAACGAAUUUUAAAUAAUGUUAGCCUUGUUGUAUGUCUCUUGUAUAGUUUGAAAUGACUACUUAACUAUUAGCACGUGGGUAACGGUCGUGGGCCAUAUUUUAUUAAUAAUCUAAUGUUGAAAUUUUCAAUGCUUAUAA
Molecule: messenger RNA, 1049 nt
Organism: Manihot esculenta (cassava)
Lineage: Eukaryota; Viridiplantae; Streptophyta; Magnoliopsida; Malpighiales; Euphorbiaceae
Product: transcription factor MYB123
Exons: 2
Coding region: 72-866 (264 amino acids)
Source: RefSeq, a predicted model, not a curated record